CUGUCACUCUCACUGCACGUGUUCAGUUUCAAACAAGAUGAGUCAAGGAUUUGGUGUUUCUUCUACUGGAAUAGAUGGAACUUCAUUCAGAAAAGAGAAACUCAUUAAUUUGAAAGUAUUGUGUGCCAAGAAUCUUGCAAAGAAAGACUUCUUCAGACUCCCGGACCCUUUUGCUAAGAUUGUUGUGGACGGCUCUGGGCAGUGCCACUCAACCGACACUGUGAAAAACACGUUGGACCCAAAGUGGAAUCAGCACUAUGAUCUAUAUGUUGGGAAAACUGAUUCUAUAACCAUCAGCGUGUGGAACCACAAGAAAAUUCAUAAGAAGCAGGGAGCUGGCUUCCUGGGCUGCGUGCGGCUGCUCUCCAACGCCAUCAGCCGGCUAAAAGACACUGGCUACCAGCGUUUGGAUCUAUGCAAACUAAAUCCCUCAGAUACUGAUGCAGUUCGUGGCCAAAUAGUAGUCAGUUUACAAACACGAGACAGAAUAGGCCCUGGAGGGUCAGUGGUGGACUGCAGAGGACUGUUAGAAAAUGAAGGAUCUGUAUAUGAAGACUUGGGGCCUGGGAGGCCGCUUAGCUGCUUCAUGGAGGAGCCCGCCCCUUACACGGAUGGCACCGGUGCUGCUGCAGGUGGGGGCAACUGCAGGUUUGUGGAAUCCCCGAGUCAAGAUCAGAGACUCCAGGCACAGCGACUUCGGAACUCUGAGGUCCGAGGUUCACUGCAGAUGCCCCAGAACCGGCCGCAUGGCCACCAGUCACCGGAGCUGCCUGAAGGCUAUGAACAGAGAACAACAGUACAGGGGCAAGUUUACUUUUUGCACACACAGACCGGAGUGAGCACUUGGCAUGACCCCCGGAUACCCAGAGACCUUAACAGUGUGAACUGCGAUGAACUUGGACCACUGCCACCAGGUUGGGAAGUCCGAAGUACAGUUUCUGGGAGAAUAUAUUUUGUAGACCAUAAUAACCGAACAACUCAGUUUACAGACCCAAGGUUACAUCAUAUCAUGAAUCACCAGUGCCAACUCAAGGAGCCCAGUCAGCCGCUGCCUCUGCCCAGCGAAGGCUCUGUGGAAGAUGAAGAGCUUCCUGCCCAGAGAUAUGAAAGAGAUUUGGUCCAGAAACUGAAAGUCCUUAGACAUGAACUGUCACUUCAGCAACCCCAGGCUGGGCACUGCCGCAUCGAGGUUUCCAGAGAAGAAAUAUUUGAGGAGUCUUACCGUCAGAUCAUGAAGAUGCGACCAAAAGACCUGAAGAAGCGGCUGAUGGUGAAAUUCCGAGGAGAGGAGGGUCUGGACUACGGCGGCGUGGCGCGGGAGUGGCUUUAUUUGUUAUGCCAUGAAAUGCUGAACCCAUAUUAUGGACUCUUCCAGUACUCCACGGACAACAUUUACAUGUUGCAAAUCAACCCAGAUUCUUCAAUUAACCCUGACCAUCUGUCUUACUUCCACUUUGUGGGUCGGAUCAUGGGUCUGGCUGUGUUCCAUGGACACUAUAUAAAUGGGGGCUUCACGGUUCCCUUCUACAAGCAGCUUCUUGGGAAGCCCAUCCAACUGUCUGACCUUGAGUCAGUGGACCCUGAACUGCAUAAGAGCCUGGUGUGGAUUCUAGAGAAUGACAUCACACCUGUGCUGGAUCACACAUUCUGUGUUGAGCACAACGCUUUUGGAAGGAUUCUUCAGCAUGAGCUAAAACCCAAUGGCAGAAACGUACCCGUCACUGAGGAGAAUAAGAAGGAAUAUGUUCGGUUGUAUGUAAACUGGAGGUUUAUGAGAGGAAUUGAAGCCCAGUUCCUAGCACUUCAGAAGGGGUUUAAUGAACUCAUCCCUCAGCAUUUACUGAAGCCCUUUGACCAGAAGGAGUUAGAGUUGAUAAUAGGUGGCCUGGACAAGAUCGAUCUGAAUGACUGGAAAUCCAACACACGUCUGAAGCACUGUGUGGCAGACAGCAACAUCGUCAGGUGGUUCUGGCAGGCGGUAGAAACUUUCGAUGAAGAGAGGAGAGCCAGGCUUCUGCAGUUUGUGACCGGCUCCACACGAGUCCCUCUCCAAGGAUUCAAGGCUCUACAAGGUUCUACAGGCGCGGCAGGGCCCCGGCUCUUCACCAUCCACCUGAUAGAUGCAAACACAGACAACCUGCCCAAGGCCCACACCUGGGAACUUUCCAGACAUUUGGGGCUCAGAUCAAAUCCCAAAGGAACAGACAAGUCAGCAAGGACUUGGCUGAUGGCCAGUCUAGAUUCCAGGGGUCAGCAAAGGGGUGUUCCUGCUUUAACCGGAUCGACAUCCCACCUUAUGAAUCCUAUGAGAAGCUCUACGAGAAGCUGCUGACCGCAGUGGAGGAAACUUGUGGCUUUGCCGUGGAGUGAAGAGCAGCUCAAGACAGCAGAAUCUCACUCAUGACCACCAGACCAAAAGCAUAUAGCUUCUGUGUGCCUCCUGCAAAGCUGGCCGAGGCCCGGAACUCCAGAAAACCCGAGGGAAAAGGCUUUUCUCCCUCCUUCCUUGGCAGAAGGAGGGGGCAGGGGACUUUAGUAGGUGGCUCCCACCCAUCUAUCCCUCUUUAUAAUAGUUCUCCCACCUCCUCCAUCACCCAUCCAAUAAAACACAGCCAGUUUCCGCCCUUGGCCUCAGUCACACGUGGUGGAAAGGCUCACGGCCCUGUGCUCUUUAUAGGAGCUUGUACCACAGUUAGGGGUGAGCUGGGCCCGCCGAGGGUUUGCACGAUCAUUAUACCAGCUGUCCCCUCUCAGUGCGCCUUUUCAAGUUCAGCAGCUGCUGGAUUUUACUAGAGCUGAGAUUCCAAAUCUUAUAUCCUAGCAGCCUGUUCUGGGUGGCGGAUUAAUGUCUAACUGAAAAAUGACUACAUAGUGUAUGCUUAUUGGAAUUGUGCCACAGCAGGAAGCCUGAGUCCAAAUGUGUUUCCCCUUUGCGAGGUAAAGGAAUUGGAUCAGCUUUUUUUGGAGGCCUAGGGUAUUUCUUUUCAGGAUAUCCUGGCUGAAAAAAAACUCAUUUUGCACAGAGAAAAACUAUCUUUCCUUUGCUGCAUCCUCCGUCCAAUUUGAAGUUCUUUGUGGUGAUAAAUAAUACCACAUAACAGAGCUAAGCAAAGAACAGACCAAAACCAGCCGCAGAUCUAACCAGUCGGUCCAGUGCUGAUUCCUGUGCCCUCUUGUACAGGGAGGAGCACCGACUGUGUCUCUAGACAUGUUAACAAACUUCGUUGUGGCGAUUGCUAAGAGCUAAACUAACCAAUUUUGUUACUAGCCGAAUGAGUGUGGGACAGUGGCCCUGCUGACCAGUUCCACCUGAGUUAAUGCUGUACACGAACAGGGUAUGAAUGUAAACCAGUGACACAGGGUGGGGACGACUCCACGUGGACCCAGUUGGCCCCUUUGCCUGGUAGCAGUGGUGACAUUAACAGUUCAGUUCACUUACCCAGGUGUCUUCAUAGGCUGGGCAAGGCCAAAGCCAGCCAACUCUGCAUUUCUAACACCAUUUCCAGUUCGCACAAAAGUUUUCACAGUGUUUUGUUCCGACAGAGUGGCUUGGUUUGGGACAUUUAAGCUUCCGUGGAAGAUAGUAGCACCAGCAAACUUUUUGGUAUGGUGUUGCUGCUGCUUUAGUUUGGGGUGGGGGUGAGUACAGGGUAAUUCAUUAGAAGACAAGACAUUUCACUGCUGUUGAAGUUUGAGUUCAGUGUUGGGCUCCUGGUGUGGUCUGAGCGGGAUCAGGAAGGGCCUUGUGAUGACUUUCAUCUGUUCUUUUUGUUACUUUUACUCAGACCGAUGGGCGUGGAGGAUUACUUAGCCCUCUGCAUCUGGCUGCAGUUCUCGUGCUUGCCGUGGAAGCAGUCUGUUGGGUGGUGUGGGGUGCGCUGACCUUAGACUCCGGACCAGGUUUGUCCAGCUCAGCAGCCGCUAGUCCCAGGAUCUGUAGAAUCCAAGUGGCACUCUGGACUGCUGUGCUGGGACAGAAGGGAUCAUGUGGGACUCGCUACAGGAGGAGAAUUGAAUCCACUCAAACGUCCAGGCCAACAUGCGGCCUUAGUCUCUAUCAAUUUCUUGCCUUGCCCCAGUAGGGCUUUUCUGUGUCUCGUUCACCUUGAUGCUUUGGAGGGCAUUCUAGAAACCCACUCCCCCAGGAUUCCAUCCAGUCUUCCCUUGCAGUCUCCCCUAAAGUUUGAGGAACUGAGAAGUACAGGCCCCCAGGGAGACUUGCUGUGACCAGACUCCAGCCAUGGGAGGCGGAUGAGACAGCUGCAGAGGAAACAGCCUAAUUCUUCAGGUCAGAAGUGCUGCCAGAUUUCCUGGUGGCGCCCUCCCAGACUUGUAGAGGUGAGGAGGGAAGCCAGGGUCUUGCAGUUCAAGACUUUGAAGUAGGAGUGGUGCCUAGGACACCUUGAAUGCCACCCGUUGUGCUGGGAGGAAAGCGGGGAUGGGCCUUCACGGCUGGCUGUACACACUGGCCUACACCUCACGUUGGGUGUUCGUUCCUUUGGCUAAGAUAAAAGUGGUGGCUUGGGCCCACCGUGGGCUGUGUGGCAGACCUACCCAGAGUUCUGUCCUGUCUGCUCUUUCCACUCGGCCUCUGUUGGGCUGCUAUACUUCUAGAACUUGAACCGCUGACCAUGGUCUGGGGCUCCUGGACUCCCCAGGGGACGCUGCAUGGCAAGUCCACGGGAAAAGCUCCUGGUUGUCCCAUGUGCGAUCUUGUUGGUCCCCCCAUCCCUGCCCUUGGCCUCUCCUCACCCAAAUCCUUCAAGGGCCCAACUUUCCAGGCCCGCCUUCCCAGCGGCCAACAGCCGACACUCAGGGAUGUAGCAAACCACCACUCUGCAGCGUUAGGGUAGGAAAAGGAGGUGGCCACGUGGACGGCUCGGGGUGACAGCAGAGAGCACUCGCGAUCUCUGAAAGGAGAAUCUGCCACUAGAUUGGAUUUUUGACCCCUAAGCUGGCUCAGCCACGUGGUCCAAAUGCAGGUUCGGUGGGCCUCAGCUCGGAGAUGUCAGGAAUGGUCUUCUGCAGAGAACACACCCUGCCCCACCUGCAGCCAGGUGUGUGCCGCACAGCAGCCUUCCUGAAACAUAGUAUGGAUUUUUAAAGUUUGUUUAUUUUUGUUUCUCAACCACUUUAUAAUGUAUUUUUAAUUUAUUUUGUAAUGUCUUGUUUUUAAGUAUUGCUGCUAUCCUUGUUAUUCUUCCCACUGUUUUUAUUGCUGAUUUAUUUUGUGAAAGUUGUACACUAAUGUUCCAUUUUAUGUCAAAAUCAAAAGUAUUUAAAUACUAGUUCUAUUUAAUGUGGUUAUGGAACCAGCUGGAAACACAAAACCGAUUGUACAGCAGGCUGGACCGGGGAGGUCAGGUUCAUUUUGUUACAUAUGCAAUAAACUCACGACUUUACAUUUUA
This is a messenger RNA of Chinchilla lanigera (long-tailed chinchilla), 5409 nucleotides long. It is a transcript of the gene Smurf1, whose product is annotated as SMAD specific E3 ubiquitin protein ligase 1. The coding region runs from base 38 to 2332 and encodes 764 amino acids. The transcript has 19 exons. NCBI's taxonomy places the organism in Eukaryota, Metazoa, Chordata, Mammalia, Rodentia, Chinchillidae. Gene Ontology annotation, biological process: ubiquitin-dependent protein catabolic process; negative regulation of BMP signaling pathway. The record is from RefSeq and is a predicted model, not a curated record. Gene Ontology annotation, molecular function: protein binding; ubiquitin protein ligase activity.